Molecule: messenger RNA, 975 nt
Organism: Nematolebias whitei (Rio pearlfish)
Lineage: Eukaryota; Metazoa; Chordata; Actinopteri; Cyprinodontiformes; Rivulidae
Gene: mrpl27
Product: mitochondrial ribosomal protein L27
Exons: 4
Coding region: 36-479 (147 amino acids)
Biological process (GO): translation
Cellular component (GO): mitochondrial large ribosomal subunit; ribosome
Molecular function (GO): structural constituent of ribosome
Source: RefSeq, a predicted model, not a curated record
GCACAGGAUAUGACGUUUGAGGAGCGACGUUAAAAAUGGCAGUAUUGGCGUCCUUGAUGCUCAGGUCCAGAACAGGUCUGUUGUGUUCCAGUCCAGCUUCCCUGGUGGACUCAGUGAGGUUUGCAUCGAAGAAGUCUGCUGGCAGCAGCAAAAAUGUUGGAGGGCACAGCCCCGGCCGGAGGUUUGGCUUCAAGAAACAAGAUGGUAACUUUGUACACGCUGGAAACAUCCUCGCAACUCAGAGGCAAUUGAGAUUUCACCCUGGAGCUCACGUGGGCAUGGGUUCCAACAACACACUCUACGCUUUGGAGGACGGGCAUGUCAAGUUCACUAAGGAGGUCUACAUCCCACCACCUCGCAGCCCUGAGGUCUUCCGCAUCAUCUGCAAGCUGCCCAGAAGAGCUGUGCUCUACAAGACGUUCAUCAGCGUGCUGCCCAUCAAACAGGACGGCAAAUUCAAACUGGUGGAAAUGGUCUGAAAGAUCACCAAGAUGUGGUCUGAAGCCAGACUGCUGCUGUCAGAUCUGAGUGAAGGCAAACACAUGACCCCCUGCCUCUGACUGCACUUCCCUUCAGUCCUCAUUUUCACUUAUGACCCCCCCCCCCCCCACGCCAUUGUUAGUUGGAGUUUUAAUAAAGUUUUGUUUCAUUUGAGUUAAAUUCUCUUUCAUAUCAGCAGUUUGAGGACUUUAUUUCAUACUGUCCCAGUUAAAACAAAGCUGUUGGUCAGGAAAAUGUCCAGUAGCUGCUUCACACAGGAAGUCCCAUCAUAUGAAACUGUUUAUUAUUUUAUUUUAAAGUUUGCUGCAUGAACAUUUUUACAUUGAACAAGUUUGAUUUGUUCCCUGAGGUGCCUCUGCCAUUAGUGGUCAUCAUACUGGUUUUGUUCUGGUUCAUAUUAAGAUUUAUUUCACAACUCAUUUAGUCAUUCUGCCACAAAUCUGUCAUGAUGGCUUCGUAUUAAAAGGUCACCAU